AUGAAGGAAAUAUGUAGUAAAAUUCCCACUAUUUGUGGUAAUCUUAUAAAGCCCAUAAAUCCGGGGUACAAAUUGGAACAUUCAUUUGUGCCGCGGGCGGGAGUUUGCGUGUACGUCAGGGAGGAUAUCUGUUCUCGUCGCCUCGGGACGCUUGAAGGAAGGGACCUAUCUAACCUCUGGCUGCGCGUAGACUGCGAUGACCAUCCGCGAUUCUAUGCGUGCCUGUAUAGGUCCCAUAGCGGAAAUGACGAAACUAACCGACUCAUCGAGCACAUUCAAACGGCUACAGAUUCCCUGCUCGAAAGGGUUCCUACCGCUGAAAUCGUGAUACAUGGCGAUUUUAACGCCCACCAUGCCGAUUGGCUUGGCUCUGAUACUACCGAUCACGCGGGAAGAUCCUUUCACGACUUUGCUUUAGCCUACGACCUGACACAAAUGGUCCCUGCGAUUACGCGAAUACCAGAUGUGGAUGGUCAUAAACCCUCUUUGUUGGAUCUUCUGCUGACUUCACAUCCGGAGAACUAUCAAGUCUCUGUUGACCCGCCAUUGGGUUCAUCAGAUCAUUGUGUGGUCUGGAGUACUGUGCCUUCUACGCGCCCUUCACGGCCCCGCUUUUUGGGUUGUCGCCGUAUUUGGCACUACAAGUCAGCAGAUUGGGACGGGAUGCGGUCUUUCUUUGCGUCCUACCCUUGGGGGCCUAUGUGCUUAUCGUCGGAAGCUCCAGAUUCCGUCGCUGCCUCUGUCACCGAAGUGGUUCUGCAGGGUAUGGAACUCUUUAUUCCAUUUUCUGCGGUGCCGAUCGGUGGCAAGUCUCAGCCCUGGUUUAAACGUUCUUGCAAGGCGGCCUCGUGUCGAAAGCGAGAAUGCUUUAAGGCAUGGGCGGAAGCGGCGAAAUCUCGUGAUGCCAAUACCAGCGAACUUAAAAAAGCAUAUAACUCAGCCUCCAGAUCCUUCAACCGGGAAAUCACUAAGGCAAAGUCAGAGCACAUUGCCGAUCCCUAA
Pieris macdunnoughi is the source of this 1002-nucleotide messenger RNA. Lineage: Eukaryota; Metazoa; Arthropoda; Insecta; Lepidoptera; Pieridae. The record is from the annotation of a GenBank genome assembly.